AUGUCAGAUUGGGACCAGACAUCAGAGCGCACACAAGAACGAUACAUCCAAAAAACAUGUGAAAUUGUCUCGUCAGUGUUAAAUGAUAUUUCAUCCACUAAUGCCCCACAUCUUUGGAAAGGGCUUCAAACUUCCGGAAGGAUGAACAAAGCAUUUGGAUUAAGCCAUCAGCCAGCAGAAAAAGCUUAUUUAGAAGCCUUAGCCGAAGCGUAUAAAACCGCAGAUAGCUGGGAUACUCGGCGCCAAGUCUUAUCUACCAUGUCCGAUGUGGCUAAUUUUAAUGUCAUUUCAGAAUAUAUUCCUGGUCUCACACACUACCGUUUUACUAUGGCUAAUCUUCAUCGACUUCAGUAUGGAAGGUGCGUUCCAGUUCCGUUAAAGACAUCGCCUCGUCUUCGUAUAUGUCAGCAACAGCUUGACCAUUUUCUGAGCUUUAUAACAAGCCCCCAUUUAGUGCAAGACUUGCCGUUUGGCGAAAAAGAAUUGAAGAUGUCCUCAG
Messenger RNA from Paramuricea clavata, 499 nucleotides. The record is from the annotation of a GenBank genome assembly. NCBI's taxonomy places the organism in Eukaryota, Metazoa, Cnidaria, Anthozoa, Malacalcyonacea, Plexauridae.